GAUGGGGAUAAAUUCAGCAGCUGGGCGGCUUUUACAGCGAGAUGGUUGUUUCUAUUUAACGAAGGUCGACCUCCCAGAAAUAACCGGUCCCCACCCAGAAAAAAACGCUCCUCCGCCUCCCGGUUCUGACCAGAAUUCAGCGGUAACCUCGUGCCAGACUCUCUACGACCAAUCUCCCACUACAUCCUCGGGUGUUUAUUGGAUCGAUCCUGAUGGUGGAUCUCAGGUCAACGCUUUCGAGGCUUACUGUGACAUGGAGACUGAUGGAGGAGGCUGGACACUAGUAUGGAGCUAUUCCUUUACUAACUACGGUCACUUCGAUUAUGUUUCAAAUGCGAUCACUCCAAGACCAAAUUGGCUGGUUAAGGCCAAAGCGGAUGUUCCUGUCUCUACAAUACCUCCAUUAAAUGAAACAGACUACAACGCCGUGAACUUCUCACUCUGGAAACAACUCGGUAGACAAGUCCUCAUCAAAAGCAACAUAAACAACUGGUUGGUGUGUCAUUCAGAAAAUGGCAGCUUGGUUGAUUGGCAGGAAGGUGACAUCAACUGCACAAUCAUCAAAUACGUGGCUGAACCUAGUAAAUCAUCUCCAGCCCCUUCCAAAUUGUAUUUCCUUAACCAUGGACCGAUGUUCGCCCUGGGUGGUCUGUGGAGCAUCUAUUAUUAUUUUGAUGGUCACACGGGCCAAGAUUGGCCUACCCAUGAUCCUCUUGGAAGAAAUAUGGUCAACCAAAAGAAGAAUGUUGUCGAUCCACAUGGUAACAUUUUCAUUCGUGCCAAGUAGCUAAGACAAACAGCAACAAACUAACCAGCUCAUACAUUUUUCUCGCACAUAUCUUCAAGAAGUGAUUAACUUCUUCGCCCAAAACUACGUGGAAACCAAUGACGAAAACUUAUAAGCUAGAGACUGAUAGGGUCCUAUUUUGGUAGAAAUCUAAACUCUAAACUCUAAACUCUAUUAUUUUCGGUGAAAAGGUGUCGCUUCCAGAAGGAAGAACUUUGGAUCAGCUGAUUGUGGGGGCAGCAGGUUUAAGUCAAGUCAACGCAAAUAAGAUGAGCAUAAGCAAAGAGAGGGCUUGCUGCUCUCAUCGUGUUAAGACGCUAGAUCAACUUUCAGAAUUUUUUAUCUUCUCUGCACUCGAAUUGUAGAUAAUUCAAAUCACUUCGCGAAAUUUUGACUUGAUGAGGUUUUUGUCAAUAUUUCAGAGCCUUCGUAUAUCCAUUUUACUUGUUUUUGUACGUUUGUUUGUUUUCAAUAAUGUUCUAGAACAACGUUUCAGCUCUCAAUAUUUUAGUAUAUUACUCUUUUUACCGCUAAUGUUUACGAUACUCGUGAGAACUAAUGAACUAGAUUUUUUUAACUCAGAGACGUUUUACGUUAAUAAUCGAAAGCAACCUGGGAUUACUUUGGUUUUGCAUUACUUUUUACGCUCUGUGAGUUGUUUACAAAACUCGCGCCA
Stylophora pistillata is the source of this 1463-nucleotide messenger RNA. RefSeq lists its product as uncharacterized. Gene Ontology annotation, molecular function: oligosaccharide binding; extracellular matrix structural constituent. Lineage: Eukaryota; Metazoa; Cnidaria; Anthozoa; Scleractinia; Pocilloporidae. The record is from RefSeq and is a predicted model, not a curated record.